GGUCAAUAUCGUAUAUUCCCAAAGAUAAAAAUCCAUAUUACAUCCCAACCAUCAAUAACCUAUUUAUUUCAUUAUACUUUAAUUCAAUUCUGAUAUGGGAUCCAAUACGGGAUUUUUGAACUGAGAUCUGAUACAGGAUUUUUGAUUACCAGUUUUAUUUUGGUGUUAUUUCCCUGGGAAAACCUGUUAUGAAAUAAAGGUAUUUAUUCUGCAUCAGAGGAAUAAGGUACAUAAACAGGAAUGGCUACAGUUUGAUAUACUGUAUAGGCCUAUACAUAAAUGCUGUCAACAACAAAAAGUUUAUACACUACUAUCAUUUACUGAUAUGUUAUUCUUGUAACAAGCUUACAUUUUGAUAUCCCAACUGAAAUACUUGCACAAUCUUUAUUGCAGAAGCUAGACGUCCUUGAAAUGGUCAGGAAUGAAUUUUCCCUUCCAAGUGUACAAUUUACACCUAGAACAAGUAGCCGGCCAAGGAUAAGCAGUUCAAGAAUUCUAACAUCGCCAGAGAUAAUUGAGCAGAAGAGAAGAAAAGAAGAGGAAAAACAGCAGAAGAUGGAAAGUAAGGAGAGGAGGAAAAUUGAGAGAGAUGAAAAGAGGAAAAUAAAAGAAGAGUUUGAAAUGAAAAAAAAACUGAUGAAAAAAGAUGACUGUGAUGAUGAUGCUGAUGAUGAUGACGAUGAUGAUGAUGAAGAACUAGUGUGUGAAUUGUGUAAGAAGGUCAACAUAAAUGAUGAGGAAGAUGAGGACAAUGAUGAUGAGACGUGUGAGUGGAUCUUAUGUGGAGUUUGCCACACAUGGUAUCAUGUAGUGUGUGCAAAAAAUGCAGGGGCAUAUGUACCCCCCUGGUACAUGAUGCAGAAAUUCAAAUUCACAUGUCACAAGCACUGAUUAAAUCAUUGUAAGUGCUGAAGUGUAUCAAGUUUUAAUCAGAAUUGAUUAGAGCCUGAUAUAAUUUCAUAAAGAGUCUCUGAUUGUAUUGAAUUGUAUUGUAUUCCAUAGUGAUGUACAUGUAUUGUAUUGUACAGAUUGUAUUUCCUCAAUCUAACAUGUAAGUACAUUGCAUUCAUGAUAGAAAAAUAACAGUCUGAAACAUUUCGUAAAGUGACUUUGGCCUUUUUAUACAGAGUAUCGUGUUCAUCUUUCUCAAAUAUCUUCCACACUUUGCCUUCACCCAAUAUUAAUAGUGCCACACUUUCAGCAUUUAAAUUGCUACAAUACAGGAAAAAGUGUUCAAAGGUUUCUGACAUAGGCCUAAUUCACAUUUUCUAUUUCUGUUUCUAUGGCUUGAUG
Owenia fusiformis is the source of this 1293-nucleotide messenger RNA. The record is from the annotation of a GenBank genome assembly. Lineage: Eukaryota; Metazoa; Annelida; Polychaeta; Sabellida; Oweniidae.